Messenger RNA from Diplodia corticola, 2334 nucleotides. Its product is annotated as c6 zinc finger domain-containing protein. Gene Ontology annotation, cellular component: nucleus. The transcript has 2 exons. Bases 1 to 2334 code for a protein of 777 amino acids. The record is from RefSeq and is a predicted model, not a curated record. Gene Ontology annotation, molecular function: zinc ion binding; DNA-binding transcription activator activity, RNA polymerase II-specific; RNA polymerase II cis-regulatory region sequence-specific DNA binding. Lineage: Eukaryota; Fungi; Ascomycota; Dothideomycetes; Botryosphaeriales; Botryosphaeriaceae. Gene Ontology annotation, biological process: DNA-templated transcription; regulation of transcription by RNA polymerase II.
AUGGACCACGCCGAUGAGGCCGCUCAGCCGCCGAGGCCAAGACAGCAGCUGAGCUGCGUCCAAUGCCGCCGCCGCAAGGUCAAGUGUGACCACGAGCGCCCCUGUAAGCGAUGCCGCAUCCGAGGAUGGGACACCCAGUGCUCCUAUCCGCUGCAUGUCCCACCAGCCCCCGCCGCCCCCAGCCCGGGAAGGGCCAGUCGUGGCCGAGACUGCCGCACUGCCAGCCCUUCAAUUGCACCCCGCCCUCCCGUACCCACUUCCGCUCUGCCGCUCGCAUCCGCAUACCACUCGCCCUCGGAGCCAGCCGACCUUGCAACCCCAGAAUCGCUGUCCGCUAGCCAUGAUACCACCUACCGCUCCCUGCAUCGUCCUCCCUCCCACCCUGCCGCUCCGCUAGCCACCCCUCUCCCAGCGUCCCCCUACACCCUCCCUCGACCACCCUCUACUUCUGAGCAGAAUGCGAGUGCCUCUCUCCAACCCGCAGCCCCCACUGUGUCAGCCUCCAACCCAGCACUCGAACCAAGAGCCGGCGAAGAUCAUGCACUUUACUUGGCCAACGGAGAGACCGUCUACUUUGGCAGGAGCAGCGCACCCUGGCUCAUUUCAAAGUUUGGUACCAUCAUGUCCUACAUGCACUCCGAUCGAGCCAGCUGGCAAAAGAGCGAGCGCGUCUCUGUCAUCCGCAUCAAACGCCUGACCAGCCAGCAGCUUUUACUGGCAAACGAUCAGGAUGAGUUACCUCCCGAUGCUCUGUACUCGGAGGUCCCUACCCGGGAAAUUGCAGACUUUUGUGUUUCCAAUUACUUCCAGAGCAUUGAGAGAAUGUAUCCUCUCUUCGACGGCCCCAAAUUUCGCGCCGAGUAUGAGAGCUUCUGGGAAGCCCCAACCCAGGCAAGCCUUGUCUUCGUUGUCAUCCUGAUUCUGGUCAUCUGUGCCGGAAAUGGUACUAUACCUAACGACGAGAGGCCUAUACCUCGCUCCAGGAUCAUCAGAUGGUGGCGUUUGGGCUUGACAUGGCAAGGAGCUGCCGCCGAGACCAAUGAACGCAUGAUAAGCACCAUACAAGGAAGCUUCCUUGUGGUUCUCCUCAGGCAGAUAUACUCGCUCAGCGAAACCGCCGAGUGGGUAUCAUCCGGCGCGCUUGUCAAGAAUGCUUUGGCCAUGGGCCUUCAUCGAGACCCAAGCAAACUUUACGGCAUCCCACCUGACGAGCACGAACUGCGCCGACGCCUAUUCUACACUGUUCUAGAGUUGGAUCUGCAAUAUUGCCUGAAUGCCGGCAUGAAGCCCACUCUACGAAUCGGUGAUUGGGAUACUGCGUUGCCGACAGUCCCCAGGGAGACACGAAAUUGCUGCUCCGACAGCGGUGCCAUUUCCAUCCAAGAUCGCAUGCUGAGCUCAUUCUACACCCGCAUGAAAAUCGCAUGCUCCGUCAAUGCAAUCAUCCCUGAGGAUGACUACGACAAAGUCCUCAGCCUCAGCAACCAACUCUCCAAGUCCUUCCACGGCCUCGAAAAGGAACCACGUAAUUGCCAGACCGAAGCCCUCAGGUUCCUCCAAAACCGCUACCUCCUCACUCUCCACAUCCCUUUUGCCAUCGCCGGCGACCCCAAAUACGCCUACUCCCAAAACGUCUCCCUCGCCUCAGCUCUCUCCAUACUCGAGCAAAUCACGCCCGCCCCGGCGACGCCCGAGCAGCGCCAGCAACACGGAGCCGCCAGCGCCGGCAACUCGCCCGACGGCAGCCGCCGCAACAGUCCCAUCAGCAACGACAACAACAACAACAACAACAACCGCACGGACAACAUCUGCACAACCGCCCUCCACGCCUCGGGCAUGCUCUUCAAAAACGCCGGGCUCUACGCCGCCCUCUACCUCUGCCACGAGCUCAUCCGCGACGAGCACGACGGCACCCUCCCGCCGGGCCCUUCCCACUUCCCCGGCAGCACCAGCACCACGCCCUGCCCGCCGCCGCCGCCGCCACCACCACCAUCGGUGCCCUCACCCCCGUCUCCCUCGUCGUCCACAUCGCUGUGCUACUACCCGCCCAUCACGCCCAACCUCGUGCGCACGCUCCCGAGCGUCGAGGGCCGCGUCGUCGCCCUCAUCGAGCGCUUCGUCAAGGUCGCCGAGGAGCGCCUGCGCACGACGCAGUUUGCGGGCAAGGCCUUCAUCAUCCCGCGCAUGGUGCUGGCGUAUCACCGCAUCAGCGCCGACCCCGAGGUGCGCACGCUCGAGGAGAAGGAGCGGCGGCUGCUGGAGGCCGGGAAGGUCAUUGCUGAGAUUUGCUUUAGCAUCUUUUGCAGCAAUCCGGAUGUUGCGAAGGUUUUGUGA